CAUCUUCAUUCAUCUUCCCCAACUGUUUUUCUUACAGAUAACAAAGAAAGCCAAACUAGUUUUUUGACAAGUCGUAUAUCUGCUUAUCCGUGUCGUUUUCAAAUAGGUUGGUUAGCAAAUUUCCAGCUACCGAGCAUUGACUUCCUUAUAUAUCAUGGGGUCCUCGUUGCUACCCAUGAUUCUCUAAAUACCCUUUACUGCUUUAAUUUAUUUUGUUUGAAAACUAGCUAGCCACGGAAUGAAGAGUAGAUGUUCAUAAUAUUUGUUGGUUUCUCCCAUUCUCAAAGCAAGGACUGGAGAUUUUGGGAGGAUAUGAGGUGUUUUCCAUUCUGCAAUGGUACUAAAAAUGAAGACCAAAAGACAUCAAAGUAUACUCCUAUUCCUACAUCUACAUCAUCUGCAUCGACUGAUCCUGAUACGAAGAAAUCUGGAUCUGAUUACAACUAUCAGAACAUUUCCGAUAUAAGCACUGAAUCCUCGGUUAGGUUCUCGUUCAAAAGUUUGUCCCUCAGACCUAGCAAGCUUAGGGUCUUCACAUUUGCAGAGCUGAACACAGCUACCAAGAAUUUCAGCCGUUCCCUUAUGAUUGGAGAAGGCGGAUUUGGACCCGUGUAUAGGGGUGUAUUGAGAGAGACAGAAAGGAUCGAUAUUGCUGUUAAACAACUCAGCAGAAGAGGGUUGCAGGGACACAAGGAAUGGGUGACAGAAGUGAACGUUCUCGGCAUUGUCGAACAUCCAAAUCUUGUCAAACUUAUAGGCUACUGUGCUGAGGACGACGACAGGGGGAUGCAACGCCUUCUGAUCUACGAAUAUAUGUCUAAACGUAGCGUUCAAGACCAGUUAUCAAGUCGAUUUCAGGCAUCUCUGCCAUGGAUUACUAGAUUGAAAAUAGCCCAAGAUGCUGCAAGAGGCUUGGCAUAUCUUCAUGAAGGCAUGGAGUUUCAGAUUAUAGUUAGAGAUUUCAAGUCAUCUAAUAUUUUACUGGAUGAUCAAUGGAGCGCAAAACUUUCAGACUUCGGAUUGGCAAGGUUGGGUCCUUCAGAUGGAAUAAGCUACGUCUCCACAGCGGUUGUUGGAACAGUAGGAUAUGCUGCUCCAGAGUACAUAAAAACAGGGCACCUUACAGUGAAGAGUGACGUUUGGAGUUAUGGGGUCUUUUUGUAUGAACUCAUCAGCGGUCGACGGCCUCUGGAUAGAAAUCGACCUAGAAAUGAGCAAAAGCUCUUGGACUGGGUUAGGCCACAUCUUGCUGACGGUAAAAGAUUUGAACAGAUUCUCGAUCCUCGACUAGACGGGAAACAUUCCCUCAAGUCUGCUCAAAAGCUAGCAGCAAUUGCUAACAGGUGUCUGGUUCGACGUCCCAAAAAGCGGCCACGAAUGAGCGAAGUUCUCGAGAUGGUGAACCAGAUUGUUGAGGAGAAUGACAAUGGAAGUCCUGAGGCUGCUGUAGAGAACUCCCCUCAAAAGGAAAACGAGAAAUCUAUGGCACAAAAUUUAUUAAAGAGGAGAUUUGUUGAUCAUGUAACCGGAGAGAACAAGUGGCUAACCUGGAGGUCAUGGAGACCUAAGGUUGUUGGGACCAAUUGAGUGAAAACAGAUGAAUUAUACUUCAUGAUUUUAUUGUCUUCCACAACCUAGGGAACAUGCCAUUUGUUUGAUGACAAAUAUAAGUAAUAUCGAAAAUUCGAAUGGUUGAAACUGAAGCACACUACUUUUGAAGUGAUAGGAAAAGAGAAAAAAAGAAAAAACAUCGAUUAAACUAGAA
Messenger RNA from Olea europaea var. sylvestris, 1765 nucleotides. RefSeq names its product probable serine/threonine-protein kinase PBL19. Gene Ontology annotation, biological process: protein phosphorylation. Bases 250 to 1587 code for a protein of 445 amino acids. The transcript is spliced from 5 exons. Lineage: Eukaryota; Viridiplantae; Streptophyta; Magnoliopsida; Lamiales; Oleaceae. The record is from RefSeq and is a predicted model, not a curated record. Gene Ontology annotation, molecular function: protein kinase activity; ATP binding.